Molecule: messenger RNA, 449 nt
Organism: Mytilus trossulus (common blue mussel)
Lineage: Eukaryota; Metazoa; Mollusca; Bivalvia; Mytilida; Mytilidae
Product: perlucin-like protein
Exons: 4
Coding region: 9-449 (146 amino acids)
Molecular function (GO): signaling receptor activity
Source: RefSeq, a predicted model, not a curated record
UUGGCAACAUGAUGUACAUUUGUAUCUUAUGUUUCUUGGUUUAUGGAUGGCCAUUAGUUGCCUCAGAAUGCCAACUUGGAUGGAUACAGUUUGGAAACAAGUGUUACUUCUUUAGUUCUGAUUCAAGAACCUGGGUUGCAGCAUCGUCCGUGUGUAGAGCACACUCAGCUGAAUUGGUAAUCAUCGAUACAGAACAGGAAAAUGCAUUCAUUGCUGCAGAAAUUUCCAAACUGACAGGCGAAUUCUGGUUGGACGGAACUGACCAAUUUUUGGAGGGUAAAUGGGAGUGGGCAUCAACAGCACAGCCGUUCUCGUACUCAAACUGGUAUCCAGGAGAACCAAACGAUAGAAAUGGAGAAGACUGCCUUAUAACAAACGACUUUCAUAAUAGUUACUGGACUGAUGUAGCUUGCACUCGACUUCAAACAUAUAUCUGUGAAAGAAGGUAA